AGGGCGGGCGGCACCCCGGGGCCGGGCCUCUCGCCUGGCGGGUGCCGCUGGGCCCAGCGAAGGCGGGUGCCGAGGGCAGGCUGCGGGAGCCGGCCCCGCCGGCCGGCAUGGGUGCCGGGGCGCUGGCCAUACGCCAAAGCAAAUCAACUGUGAGAUUGAAGGAGGACAUGAAAAAGAUAGCUGUACUUCCACUGAACAAACAGAGGGACACGACCUGUCCGAAGGUGUUUGGUGUGAGUCUUCUGGAGCUCCAGCAGCAGGGACUGAGCAAGAACGGCAUCCCAAUAAUUGUGUGGAAUAUAGUUGAGUACCUCACCCAGCAUGGUAUGACACAGGAAGGCCUCUUCAGGGUAAAUGGCAGCAUGAAAAUGGUAGAACAGUUGCGUCUGCAAUACGAGCGUGGAGAAGAGGUGGAACUUGUUAAAGAUGGUGAUGUGUACUCAGCAGCCAGUCUGUUGAAAUUAUUUUUGAGAGAGUUGCCAGAUGGGAUUAUCACCUCUGCCUUACAUCCCAGGUUCAUUGAGCUUUACCAGGAUCCUAGAAACGACAAGCAGAAGGAAAGUAACUUGAAAGAACUCCUUAAAGAGCUGCCUGAUGCUCAUUACUGCCUGCUGAAGUAUCUGUGCCAGUUCCUGGUAAAGGUUGCUGAACAUCAUGUAGAGAACAGGAUGAACCUUUGCAAUCUUGCCACUGUAUUUGGACCAAACUGCUUUCACGUGCCCUCUGGAUUUGAAGGUAUAAAAGAACAGGAGAUCUGCAAUAAGAUCAUGACAAAAAUGCUGGAAAAUUACAAUACCUUGUUUGAAUUGGAAGGUUUGAAGAAGGAUGAAGAAAAGCCUGUAUGUGAAGAGCUUGCAAGAAUUAUUUUGGUAAAAAUGACAAAGUCCACAACGGAAGGAUCCAGCCAAACACGCUUAGUGCCACAACCAGGCCUGUCAGAUGGAAUACCUCAGGUCAGCCUCCAAUUAACAGACAGUGGUUCACAUUGGAAGGAGAUGGAUUUAACAGAUGAAAUCUCCUUCAUUAACAGUGAUACGUUUUUCUCCAGCUCCCAGGAAGAUGAGCGGCCUAUGUCACCCUUCUAUGUGAGUGCCCAUGUAUCACAAGUCAGCAGUAACAUUCCUGCUACAGGAGAGUAUUUAGAGAAGACAAUCCGCUCAGCCGUGGAGCAGCAUCUCUUUGAUGUUCAUGGCUCAGGCGGCCAGAGUUCAGAGGACUCUGAAUCGGGAACAUCUUCAGCCUCUUCUAAUGUGUCUGCCAGGCAGAGGAGGCGAUACCACAAAGAGCAGGAGGAAGCCCGGAGAAACAGAGACAUGGAAGUCGUCAACAAAGAAAACAUUCCUUCUGGAUUCAGCAAUCUUGAAGACUGUAUUCUAGCUACUCAAGAAGUAGAAAAAUUACAGGACAACAGCUCUGGAUAUCUUAGUGAAAGGAAUAAGCCAAAACGGCAGAAAUCCAGCACCAAGCUUUCAGAGCUUAAUGACAACCAGGACAGUCCUGUGACUAUGGAAAGCUUUAGCUCAUCCAGGCCUAUAGACAGAACAGGACCUGAUGACAUGGAAAUUUUAUCUGAAGAAAGCAAAGAAAGUGAAAACGAUGAGGUUUUUUUCAGGCACCCUCAGCUGACUUCAAGUAUGAAGAUUCAAGAGCAUCCAAGCAUUCCUGAAAACAAGUUGCAAAGAAAUCAAGAUGCCGAUGACCAGGAAAACAGCUUUGUGUCGGAAGUGCCUCAGCUGGAUUUGACAGCGCUGUGUGAUGACAACAACUGGGAAGAGCCCAUCCCUGCUCUUUCCUCAUGGCAGCGAGACGGCUUAGACUCAGAUGAGGCUCGCCUUUCCCCGCAGGCCGGUCGCUUAAUUCACCAGCUUCUGGAUGAGGACAGCGAUCCCAUGCUGUCCCCUCGCUUCUAUGCCUAUGGACAGAGCCAACAGUACCUGGAUGAUACAGAAGUGCCUCCUUCCCCUCCCAAUUCUCAUUCCUUCAUGAGGAGGCGGAGUUCAUCUUUGGGAUCUUAUGAAGAUGACAGAGAGGACCUUACCCCUGCACAACUCACCCGGAGGAUUCAGGGACUGAAGAAAAAGAUCAGGAGAUUUGAGGACAAAUUUGAAGAGGAGAGGAAAUACAGACCUUCCCACAGCGACAAAGCAGCCAACCCUGAAGUGCUCAAAUGGACAAAUGAUUUGGCCAAAUUCCGAAAGCAACUUAAAGAGUCAAAACUAAAGAUAUCGGAGGAAGACCUUGGCCCUGUUGUGCGUCAGCGAAGCAACACGCUCCCCAAGAGCUUCGGCUCUCAGCUCGAGAAGGACGAUGACAAGAAGCAAGACCUGUCAGAUAACUCUGCCAAGCCUGCAGUGGAAGCGACCCUUGAUUCUAUCCAGAAGAAGCUUCAAGAAAAACGAACAGAGACAAACCGACCUGAAGAUAUUAAGGACAUGACAAGAGAUCAGAUAGCAGCUGAAAAAGUGGCUCUUCAAAAAGCUUUGCUGUAUUAUGAAAGCAUUCAUGGCAGACCGGUUACCAAAAACGAACGACAGGUGAUGAAGCCUUUGUAUGACAGGUAUCGCUUGGUCAAGCAGAUCCUCUCCAGAGCGAACACCAUCCCUAUCAUUGGUUCCCCCUCCAGCAAGCGGAGAAGCCCUUUGCUGCAGCCAAUUAUCGAGGGCGAAACAGCUUCCUUCUUCAAGGAGAUAAAGGAGGAAGAGGAGGGGUCAGAGGAGGACAGCAACGUGAAGGCAGAUCUCACAAUUACCAUGAAAACAGAUUUCAACGUGCGUAGCUUCUUGGAUCAACUAGAAGAUGAUGCUGACGGCUUUGUUUCCCCGGUGGAUGAUAAGAUGCCAUCUAGGAGCAAUCAGGAUAUGGGGCUUUCAAAUCUCCAUGAAGCAUCCAUCCCUGAACUGUUAGAACAGCUCCAAGAAGUCAGGGAAGAGAAAAAGCGAAUCAGGAAAAAAUUGAGAGACUUUGAAGAUAAUUUUUUCCGACAAAAUGGAAGGAACGUGCAGAAGGAAGACCGCACUCCUAUGGCUGAAGAAUACAAUGAAUACAAGCAGAUUAAGGCCAAGCUGAGGCUGCUGGAGGUCCUGAUCAGUAAAAGAGAUAUUAGCUCCAAGAUCAUGUAAAGGAAGAGAUUGUUUUUGCCAGCAAACAAAGAGGAGAGAGCACCAAAUGGACAAACGCAUGAAGCGGAUGCAGCAGAAGCCUGGCUGGGGAGAGCUGAGGAGCUCCCUGGGAACUGAUGGGCCAUUCCCAGAGAUGGGAGGGGGAGGAAAGGUGGCUUUCCAUCACUCCCUACCCUUGCUGUUGUCCAGUCUUUUUUCCAGGCCUGAUGCCCAAAAUGGAGUUUGCCAGUGCAGGAGGCAUGACACUGCGCUCGGUGGCUGCACUGAAGGGAUCCUUCUGUUUUGAUUUGCUUACAGAUCCUGUAAUAUUUAGAAUAUCAAAACCAGCCAUGCUAUUCUUUUUUUUCCCAGGAUAUCGUAGCAAGAGGCAAAGCAGGUUGAAUACUGAUUAAAUCAUCAAAUAGCUUCUACUUUAGUUUCACAGACAAGUGCCCUGACUGAUCUGAUGUGAAGGCACAGGUCAGAUAGCACCAAGACUGUUCUCUUGUAGCUACAGUAAAGGUUUGCUCAGACUUUUGACCUGGCUGUUUGGAGUCCAACAUCUUCUGUUGCUCUAGAGAAAUGCUGUAAGAAUCUCCUCGUCAUCACCCAGAGGUGGUGUGAGUUACGGUUUUGCCCAGGCUCGAGUUGGACUUUCUUCCCACUUUUUUGAUGGCAGAUUCGACUGAAAUAGAAGAAAGUACCUACAUCUCCUUAGGAUAGCAAAGAAAACGAGCCAUACAGAAAGGUUCUUGCCGACUUGUUCUGCUUGGAAGGUAAUACUGUAACAUUAUGACCACGGGUGGGCAACUGGGAAGAAAAGAGGUUUUAAAAGCUUUAAGUCAGAAUCCCUUGGGAUUUUGGUUGGCCGAUUGGUUAAAUAUCUGGUGUCAAGUAUGUGGAAGAUACCUGGAAGACCCACCCUGUUAGUACAUGUGCUUCAUCACCCGACACAAACGUAAGAUCUAAGCUGAACCGUCCGUGUGAGUGUCAUACAUACUUGCUAGCCUAAAUUUUAUUAUUUUAUGUCCACUAUCAGACGAUGUGGGCAGCAGCAAUGACACUGCGAUGGUGGCAACAGGGGAUGGUCUUUUCCCGGUGUGUUUAGGUAGUGUACCAGCACAGAGGAUACUGCAAGGGAACGGAAAGCCUAGAGCCGUGCUCUGCCUACGGAAAGGGCCUGAGUGUCAGGUGCGGGUUUUGACAAUUCAUUGUUUUUGAAUUUGUUCAUGACUUUCAGAAAAGAUUCAGGUGCUCAUGCCAAACGUGCUGCCUGAAGGAGUGAAAGGCAGCAAGUUCAGGGACGUACCAAGUAGCUGAGGGCCUGCAGCUCCGCAGUCCCAGGCCCCCUGGACUCGCUCUCCCGCUCCGGAGGCUUGCACGCACGACCCGCUCAGCCCUGAGCCAGGGCUCAAUCCUGCUGCCGCAGGGAGAGCAUUUCUGUAACGCCUUGCUUUCGCGUUGGUCCCUGGGGAGCUAACGGGCAGAAGCCAGGUGGCUGAGAUCAAAUGCGGUGCCAGUCGUCAUAGCCAGGCCUCGCAGAGGCUGUGCCAGAGGACUCGCAGAACUUCACCCCUUUCCUUCUUUAUACGGGCAAGUGGGCUCACAAAUAGAUGUAUUUGGGUUGUGGUGCUUAGACUUACCCCCUUGCACUUGCUGUAUGUGCUGUGUUAAUUCUUGCCAGCACCGAUGCUGGUUUGGUCUCUCCAGGAUCCCAUAAACGCUUCACAAGGCAACCUUCUCCCAGUGGGUCUGCACGUGCCCAUUGCUGGUCUGGAUGGGUAAAGCAGUGAUGUGCGUUAGUGAAAGCACUUGCGCCGGGGACUCCCACGUUGUUUGGUUUUUGGUUUUCUUUUUACUGAUUGCAAAUUGCCUGUUUUAUAGAAGAUCAGUGAAGACUGAAUUUAGGGCUUGGCUUUUCAGAGGUGCUUUAGUUCCCAUCACUUGAGAGAUGUGGGGCUUUGCCUCGGCAAAACUGAUCCUUUAAGUGUGUUAACUGAGCUGACAAAUGGGCUCAAAAACUGCUUUUUGAAGAUGUUUGACUGGAAGGGAAGCCUGACCAGGGUAAACCCAUCCGAACACAAGGCAGCCCGGGAAAUCAGAGCUGUACGGGCUCUUCCUCUGAGUCCAUAGUCGGCUCUCCCGAGUCAUUCUAAGCAGCUAAGGCAAACUGGCUGGGAUGUCACUCUACGAGUAGAAGUGUGGGAUGAGAAAGGAUGUUGGAUUGCCAGAAAGUCCUUGGCGCUGGGCUCAGUUUUCUGUUGUUCAUGCCCAGUUCAGCAAAGCAAAAACAGGUGGUGAGCAUGUGCCUCAACCUUUGAGAUUUGGACUGAAGCUUGGGUGCUUUGCUGAAUCCGAGCAUCUUUAUCUGGACAGGAGAAGCAGUUUCUGCCCUUUUUCAUAGUCACACAUUUUUCCAGUGAGCCAAGGCUUCCCAGGAGUAUGUUUUCUCUGCUUAUUUUUAAAAGCCUGUUUGCACUGUGUACUGAUAAAUUAUCUUGUUUGCUGGGUUUUGCCCCUGACAAAUCUUGAUAAAUGAUAAGUAGGGAACAGUCCAUUUUAUUUUUAAACUGAUGAGAUUGUAGCAUUUUCUGAUGCUUAGUUACCGCUGUUUACAUGGUAUAUUGCUAGAAUUUCAGAUAGUUUAUAUGAAAUGUAAGUACAAUUAUGCACUUUAGAGAGUUUCUAUUUUUGAACUUUGAGAGCUAAAAGUAACAAAACCUGUUAACUGAGAUUGUACAUUAAAAGAAAAAAAAAAAAAACAAACCACACCUAGCUAUCUCUAUUCUUAAACUGUUCUUUUCAAGUUUUUCCCUGUGGCAAGAAGAAAAAAAAAAUAAUCAUCAUCUGCUUUGUUGCAAAGGGAACUGCUAGGAAAGAUAAUCGUAGAGAAGAAGUGAUUUUUUUAAAUUCCAGUCAUGGAAAGAUACGUAUAAAUGCUCAACUUUCUGUCCUGGGUUUGCAGAUGCUGCAACUCCCCUUUCCCAAGCCUGCACAGGAGCAGGGCUCCAAGACCUGAGCACUAAAAUGUUGUCUUUGUAUCUCCCACAGCUGAUCUGACUUCCCACUAACCACAAAUAGCCAGAAAUGACGUUUGCCCCACCACACUCCUAAGUCAAUCCAAGCAACAUCUCUGUGUUUUGUUUGAUGAGUUGUCUAUGCCAACAUCAAUGUCUAUUGACUGGAGAAGAUUAAAUACAAGACUGUUUUUUAAAAGGUGUGAAGUACUGUACAAAAAUGUACUUUAUGUGAUAUAAAUAAGCUGUUUAGUAUAAGACAACCUCUUUCCCUGUCACCAGAACAAACUGUCUGCUGUAGGACGGCAGUACGGUCUGUUGGGCUUCCCAUUUACCGGGGCCAUUUCAGACACGCGUGUCUGUGUUACCACACCGUAAAUCAUCACCCCUUGUUUACAUGAGGAAUGGCUUGCAGACAAAAUAAGAUUGCAAGACUUAAAGACAGAGGAAGACUUGCCAUCCUUACAAGUUGCAUUUGGUUUUACUCUGUUUACUCUCGAGUAAACAGUCAAAUAACAGAUGUUUAUGUUAAAGGCAGUGAAAUUAAAGCAUCUUACCUUUUAA
Falco peregrinus (peregrine falcon) is the source of this 6679-nucleotide messenger RNA. RefSeq names its product family with sequence similarity 13 member A (gene FAM13A). The coding region runs from base 108 to 3119 and encodes 1003 amino acids. The record is from RefSeq and is a predicted model, not a curated record. Lineage: Eukaryota; Metazoa; Chordata; Aves; Falconiformes; Falconidae. The transcript has 23 exons. Gene Ontology annotation, biological process: signal transduction.